Molecule: messenger RNA, 1610 nt
Organism: Rhincodon typus (whale shark)
Lineage: Eukaryota; Metazoa; Chordata; Chondrichthyes; Orectolobiformes; Rhincodontidae
Product: fish-egg lectin-like
Exons: 3
Source: RefSeq, a predicted model, not a curated record
AUCGAUGCAGGGAAUGGGCAAGUCUUCGGAGUGAAUGAGAACGGAUCGAUUUACAUCAGGCAAAAGGGGGCCUGGGCACAGGUGCCCGGGCACCUGUCACAUGUGACGGUGGGCCCAGCUGGAGUCUGGGGAGUCGAUAGCGCCAAUGUUAUCUACAGAAUGCGGGGAGGAUCCUGGAUUAUCAUGAAUGGCCUGCUCAAACAGAUCGAUGCUGGCGGAAAUGGCUUUUUGGGUGGAGUUAAUCAGAACGAUGAUGUCUUAUGUGUCAAUGAAGAAGAAGCAAGAUCUGCUACCACUCCUUCCAGCCCAGUGUACAACCAUAUUAGCGGCAAACUCACGUACUACUCCUGUGGGCUGUAUGGUUGUUGGGGGGUCAAUGCAAACAAUGAUAUCUAUUUCCGAUCAAAUGUGACCCCGGGUCAAUGUAUUGGAAGCAUUUGGGUGCUUAUACGUGGCAAACUCUCAAUGAUCGAGACUGGCACAGAUGGAAGCGUAUAUGGUGUCAACAGUGACGCCAAGGUCUUCCGCAGAGAUGGGAUCACCUCCAAGCAACCAACUGGGACAAACUGGAGUCACAUCAGCAUUGGGCAGAUAAGAUUCAAGCACGUGACUGCAGAUCUGGGCCAACUGUGGCUGACAACUACCAGCAACAAUAUCAUUCACUGCCAGUAGCUUCAAGAAGCAGCAAGUGUGAUCAACAAUCAAUUGAAAAUCAAUCCGUUCUAUCAAUGAUAAGGGAAUAGGUGUCACUUAUUUUCUUUCUGUCUCUUUUUAAGAUUAUUCUGCUCUUACAUUGCACGAAGGAAUUUCCGCUGGCCGUAAUCCAGACCUGGAAAGGUUUUCAUAGAGGAGGAGAUCAGGCUCAAGUCUCAAGGGGCUUACACCAGAACUGGAGGAGGCCAUUCAGCCCUAAAACCCAAUUGCAGCAGAACAGGAGGAGGCCAUUCAGUCCCUCAAACACAGUUAUGACAGAACAACAGGAGGCCAUUUAGCCCUCAAACCCAGUCAUAUCAGAACAGGAGGAUGUCAAUCAGUCCCUAUGAACCCAACUACACAAGGACAUGAGGAGGCCAUUCAGCUCCAAAAAACUAUUGCAUCUGUUUAUCAGCUUCUGGAGAUGAACGACCUCCUGCUCUUGUUGUGGUGAACAUUGUGGUUUGCAAAAAAAAACCCACAUUUUGUUUUUGUUCACUUUUGUCACGAAUCCAUGAAAUCCAAAGUCACAGCCCUGGGAAAGGAAUUGCUAAUUAGUCUUGCUGGCUGUUAACUAAUUUCUGACGUUGCUAACAAUGAGCUUAUAGCAACAAGAUAAGUCAUGGCGUGAGGGUUUGGUUUACUGUCUGAUCUCCUGGUCAAAAAGCGAGGGGACAGUUGUGUAACAGUUCAGAAAGGCUGCAAAGGGCAGUUUGGGAAACUGCAGGGCAACAGAUCCAUGGAUGAUGUAUCAAUCACCCAAUGUCGCCUUUCUUGUCUGAAAGGAUUGAAAGACCCAAAUCGGGAAAGUGUGAAGUUGCAGCUCCAUGAUAUUGUAUGAGGUGGUACGAACAGCUGAACAGAUUUGUGAGGCCCAUUCCAAGUUUAAAUUCUGUCUUCCACUGAUUAUUGUUUAC